UUCACUUUUUGAAACUAAACAAGGCCCUACUACCGACUCCGAAAACUGAAAACAAACAGCAUACCGUAGUGCACAAGCUGCACAACUGGAAGCCAACCCAUCCACACACCACACCAAAAUCACGCGCUCCCCCAAACACGCACGGGAUGCCACACCGCCGCCGCCUUUUAUCGCUAACGCCACCCGAUUUUGUACACACACGGCUACGCCAGCGGCCAAUACAUACGGCCUCCCGGCUCACCGUCACCGACCAGUCUCCCCUCCCCAGCAGUCCCCACUACUGCGACUGCGAGACAGCGCAGCACAGGCUGCUGCCCGCUGGCCGCUCGCUGCGAGAGGAAAGAGAAUCCAAGAACGCGCAGGAGCCACCCCGCCCUCGUCACCGGCGUCCAUGGGCGGCGCCGCGAUGUGGGCCGCUGCUUUGGCGGCGACGGUGGUCUUCUUGGCCGUCGAGGUUUCGGGUGCCGCGGGGGCGUUGCCGAGGUUCGCGGAGGCGCCGGAGUACCGGAACGGGGAAGGGUGCCCGGCUGCGGCGGCGGGGGUGUGCGACCCGGGCUUGGUGCACAUCGCCAUGACGCUGGACGCGCACUACCUGCGUGGCUCCAUGGCGGCGGUGUACUCGCUGCUCAAGCACGCGUCCUGCCCGGAGUCCAUCUUCUUCCACUUCCUGGCCGCGGAGGCAGACGGGGAGGAGGACCCGGAGCCGGAGCUGCUGCGGCGCGCGGUCGCGGCGUCGUUCCCGUCGCUGCGGUUCGAGAUCUACCCGUUCCGCGCCGAGGCCGUGGCCGGGCUCAUCUCGGCGUCCGUGCGCGCCGCGCUCGAGGCGCCGCUCAACUACGCGCGGAACCACCUGGCCGACCUGCUCCCGCGCUGCGUGCCGCGGGCGAUAUACCUCGACUCCGACGUGCUCGCCGCCGACGACGUCAGGCGCCUCUGGGAGACGCGCCUCCCCGCCGCCGCCGUCGUGGCGGCGCCCGAGUACUGCCACGCCAACUUCUCCCGCUACUUCACGCCCGCGUUCUGGUCUGACCCGGAGCUCGGCGCCCGCGUCUUCGCGGGGCGCCGCCGCCCGCCCUGCUACUUCAACACCGGCGUCAUGGUCAUCGACCUCCGCCGCUGGCGCGCCGGGAACUACCGCCAGCGCAUCGAGCGCUGGAUGGAAAUCCAGAAGGUGAAGCGCAUCUACGAGCUGGGCUCCCUGCCCCCGUUCCUGCUCGUCUUCGCCGGCGAGGUGGAGGCCGUCGACCACCGCUGGAACCAGCACGGCCUCGGCGGCGACAACGUCCACGGCAGCUGCCGCCCGCUCCACGCCGGGCCCGUCAGCCUCAUGCACUGGUCGGGCAAGGGCAAGCCAUGGGACCGCCUCGACGCCGGCAGGCCGUGCCCGCUCGACCACACCUGGAAGUCGUACGACCUCUACAUCCCCAGCGACUCCUCCGGCGCCGCCUCUCCGGCCUCCGGGCCGGCAUUGUCCGCAUCCGUGCUCUCAUGGUAGAGAGAGAGAGAGAGAGAGAGAGAGAGAGAGAGAGCUUCUAGUUCCGUAGUUGCAACAGCUCUUUUGCUGAUUGAGAGGUUCUUGGCAGUGGCAAUGUGCUGCCCCCAUUGCAUUGCAUUGUCUUGCUGCGGCUGUUGCCGUCGCUGCUAUGAUCUAGCUGCUGCUCGUGGUGGGCUGUACAGGGCGGCGAAGGGAGCGGCCGUGGCGACAUGGCAGGGGAAAUCAGGAAUGGGUUGGUAGAGAAGGGGAGCUUUUGCUCUUUGGGGUAGAAUUCAGAUUGGUUAUUUGGGGGGAUUUUGAUUCUUUUUGGUCCGGCAGGUGAUUCUUGCAUUGGGGUUCCCAAUUCUCUCGAUUGGAGGUGUAAAGACUUGGAAUUUUGCUCUAUUAUUGAUCAUUCUUUCAUUCAUA
Sorghum bicolor (sorghum) is the source of this 1903-nucleotide messenger RNA. Its product is annotated as probable galacturonosyltransferase-like 9. Bases 392 to 1495 code for a protein of 367 amino acids. Gene Ontology annotation, cellular component: Golgi apparatus. NCBI's taxonomy places the organism in Eukaryota, Viridiplantae, Streptophyta, Magnoliopsida, Poales, Poaceae. The record is from RefSeq and is a predicted model, not a curated record. Gene Ontology annotation, molecular function: glycosyltransferase activity. The transcript has a single exon.